CCUGGGUCCGGAGCAGAAGCUGCGCGCGGCGGCGGAAGAUGGCUGCGGCUGAGGCGGCGGACACUCAGCUGUUGCUCGGAGUGGGGCUGAUCGAAAAGGACACAAAUGGAGAAGUACUGUGGGUGUGGUGUUAUCCUUCCACGACAGCUGCGUUAAGGACUCUGCUGCUCAGAAAAUGCUGCCUCACGGAUGAAGGUGAACUUCUCCAUCCCUUUGUCUUUGGCCAGUACAGAAGAACAUGGUUUUAUAUCACAACAGUUGAAGUUCCAGAUUCUUCAGUUUUGAAAAAGGUGACUCAUUUUUCUAUUGUUCUGACCGCCAAAGAUUUUAACCCAGAGAAAUAUGCCGCCUUCACUAGGAUAUUGUGUAGAAUGUACUUGAAGCAUGGGAGCCCAGUUAAAAUGAUGGAGAGUUACAUUGCAGUUCUCACAAAGGGGAUAUGUCAGAGCGAAGAAAAUGGCUCUUUCCUUAGCAAGGACUUUGAUGCUCGGAAGGCAUACCUUGCAGGCUCCAUCAAAGACAUUGUAUCUCAGUUUGGAAUGGAAACUGUUAUAUUACACAUGGCACUGAUGCUAAAAAAACGAGUUGUUGUCUAUCACCCCAAAAUAGAAGCUGUCCAGGAGUUUACCAGGACCCUGCCGGCCCUGGUGUGGCACCGACAGGAUUGGACCAUCCUGCAUUCUUAUGUGCAUCUCAGUGCGGAUGAGCUGGAAGCCCUGCAGAUGUGCACAGGCUACGUUGCUGGGUUUGUAGACCUGGAGGUGAGCAAUAGACCGGAUCUGUAUGAUGUGUUUGUGAAUUUGGCAGAGAGCGAGAUCACCAUUGCUCCGCUCGCAAAAGAGUCCAUGACAAUGGGCAAACUGCACAAAGAAAUUGGUCAGCUAAUUGUCCAGUCAGCAGAAGACCCCGAUAAGUCGGACAGCCAGGUUAUACAGGAUAUUGCCCUCAAAACGAAAGAAAUCUUCACCAGCCUAGCGCCGUUUUCAGAAGUUGUGGACGAUGGAAGAAAGCGAGUCCUCAACUUGGAGGCAUUAAAGCAAAAGCGAUUUCCGCCAGCAACAGAAAACUUCCUUUACCAUUUAGCAGCAGCUGAACAAAUGCUGAAAAUCUGACCGAUUCAGAAGGUCUGGCUGGUGACUGUUAUAAAGCUCUUCUUUCAUUCUGAUUGCCCCUUAAUUAUGUAAAAUACUGGAAAUAACAGAGGAAAUGUUAUAUUUUUAAAUGAUUUAUUUGAAAGUAUUGAGAUUUGACCUGAAAAACACUGAAACACGUAAAAACACUUGUGGUUUUCUCCCCGCUGAUUAGCAUGUUGCCUGCUGAGUUGGGCAAAGCGUGUAAGUGCCGCGUCUGGCGUCCUGAACCGGCCGGUGUCUUGGAGCAAGGGGAAAAGCUCUGUCGAGUCCCAUGCAGACCGCAGCACCUGCGAAAGCCUUGAUUACAACUUCCUGUUUGUCUCAUUGUGUAGCCAUAAACUAACGGUUCAUUUUCAGAAAGCUGCCUCAAAUUUUGCUUUGUACUCUUCUAGGAAGAACUUUAAUUCCUCAUGAGGAACUCUACUUUCUGAGCCAAACUGCUAAGUUUUCUGCAGAACUAUCUAGAAGAUCACUCAAGAGACCCUGCAGUUGCACUUUCUUGUAAAAGAAAAUGUUUUUCUUAGCCUUUGAACAUUUUUGCCUAUAUUAUGGGAGUUUUGCAUAGACUUUAUACUUGAGUAGAGAACUUUACUAAUCCAUAUUUAUACUGCUACAGAAGUAAUCACUCGGCAGGCUUAAGCCACUAGUACUCUUCGUUUAGCUCGCACUGUUCUUUGGAAAAGAUGCCGUGUUUGUAUGGUAGAGAAAGUUAGAAGCCCCUUUUUGAACAAGAAUGUCUUAUAGAACUGAAGUAGUGACUUUCUAUAACUGGCGAAAGAGAAUCAACUUCUCACAGGGGCCAAAACCAGGAAUGUCUUCAUGCAACACUAAUAACAAUGAUCUGAUCACAUAUCAAGGUGACUCUUCUUGUUCGGUUGUGUACUUUUUUCACAAUUGGAGACCUUCAAAUUGCCAGAUAAGCAUGGAUGUCUAAAUUGCACACUCACUAUUUUAAUACGUGUAUUAGUCAUGAAAGGUUACUUUUCACUCAGUACUGUUGUCCUUUGGAAUUUUACCUGCAAAAGUGCUUGCAAAAAUGGUCUUUAUUAAAUCAUUUUUUUUUCUUGGUGUUAGAUGUUUAAGUAAAAAUAAAAAGUAGCUUUUCCUCUUCCUUCCUUGGGUUGGGGUGGGAAGGACCUGAAAUAAGAUGUUUACGGAGGCCAACAACUGAAAAUUAAAUCUGCACUUUAUAAAAAACGAAAA
Molecule: messenger RNA, 2336 nt
Organism: Chinchilla lanigera (long-tailed chinchilla)
Lineage: Eukaryota; Metazoa; Chordata; Mammalia; Rodentia; Chinchillidae
Gene: Dennd10
Product: family with sequence similarity 45, member A
Exons: 9
Coding region: 39-1112 (357 amino acids)
Biological process (GO): regulation of early endosome to late endosome transport; protein transport
Cellular component (GO): late endosome
Molecular function (GO): guanyl-nucleotide exchange factor activity; small GTPase binding
Source: RefSeq, a predicted model, not a curated record